Messenger RNA from Cricetulus griseus (Chinese hamster), 1812 nucleotides. NCBI's taxonomy places the organism in Eukaryota, Metazoa, Chordata, Mammalia, Rodentia, Cricetidae. The record is from RefSeq and is a predicted model, not a curated record.
GAUCCGGACUAAAGUGUUAUAUAAAGCGGACUUUAAGGGAACUUAGAGAGCAGAGCUCUGCUGAGAGAUCUGGUCACAAUGAAGUUCCUCAUGCUCCUCGUGGUCUUGCAGGUGUCUGCCUGUGGGGCCAUUCCUAUAAAUGAAACCGAAUUUGCUGAAAGGUACUUGACAAAAUUUUAUGACCUUAAAGAGGACAGAAUUCAAAAAACAAAAUGGAAAGCCAAGAGAAACCUCCUUGAAGAAAAAAUCCAGGAAAUGCAGCAGUUCUUUGGGCUCAAAGCAACUGGGCAACUGGACAGCCAGACUCUGAUGAUAAUGCACACACCUCGAUGUGGAGUUCCUGAUGUGGAGAAUCUCAGAGAAUUGCCGGGGAUGCAAAAAUGGACGAAGCAUCACCUCACCUACAGGAUCUAUAAUUACACCCCUGACAUGAAGCGUGAGGACGUUGACAGGGCAUUUCAGAAAGCUUUUCGAGUCUGGAGUGAUGUGACCCCGUUGAGAUUCAGGAAGAUUUAUACAGGCCAGGCGGACAUUAUGAUACUGUUUGCAUCUGGAGCUCAUGGAGACUUCAGUGCUUUUGAUGGCAGAGGUGGCACAAUAGCACAUGCUUUUUACCCUGGACCCGGUAUCCAAGGAGACGCACAUUUUGAUGAGGCAGAGACCUGGAGUAAAGGUUCUCGAGGCACAAACCUGUUCCUCGUUGCUGUUCAUGAACUUGGCCAUUCCUUGGGGCUGCGGCAUUCCAACAAUCCAAACUCAGUAAUGUACCCUAGCUAUAGUUAUGUUAACCCCAACACAUUCCGCCUUCCUGCUGAUGACAUACAAAGUAUUCAGUCUCUCUAUGGAUCCCCAGUGAAAAACCCACCCUUGAGAAAUCCUGUCAUUCCAUCAGCAGCAACUAUCUGUCAGCAAAGCUUGAGCUUUGAUGCCGUCACAACAGUGGGAGACAAAAUCCUUUUCUUUAAAGACAGGUUCGUCUGGUGGAUGUUGCCUGGGAGUCCAGCCACCGUCACUUCAAUUUCUUCCAUGUGGCCAACCAUCCCAUCUGGUAUUCAAGCUGCUUAUGAAAUCAAAGGCAGAAAUCAACUCUUUCUUUUUAAAGAUGACAAGUACUGGUUAAUAAACAACUUAGUAGCACAGCCACACUAUCCCAGAAACAUAUCCUCUCUGGGCUUCCCUGCGUUUGUGAAAAACAUUGAUGCAGCCAUCUUUGACCCAUCUCAUCAUAAGGUCUACUUCUUCUCGGAUAGACGAUAUUGGAGAUACGAUGUGAGGAAGCAGUCCAUGGACCCUACUUAUCCCAAACUUAUUUCCUUGCACUUCUCAGGAAUUAAGCCUAAAAUUGAUGCAGGCUUCUCUUUCAAAGGACACUACUACUUCUUCCAAGGAGCCAAUCAAUUGGAAUAUGACCCCCUGUCGAAUCGUGUCACCAAAAGGCUCAAAAGUACGAGCUGGUUUGUUUGUUUGAAAUGAUGCAGUUGAGGAUCUUCGCUAGUUCUUCAGUUUAAUAAGUAUUUAUCACAUCUGCACUUUAUGCUCAUUAUGCAUAUAAUGUAACAUGAGAUAAGGUGAAGUGUACAGGCCACAGAUAAAUAUUUACACCGAAAAAUGCUUUGACAAAAUUUAUCCUCUUCUGGUAAGCUUUUUCACUUGACUCCUUUCUUACUUUUGAAAGCGGGUACCUGCCAAGUCUGCCAGGUUUCUUUCUAAGUUGUUUUCUAAGAACCUUCAAGUGCACCAAUACGAAUUACUUCCCUGUCUUUACUAAUAUUUAAUGUGUAUUAUUUUGUCAAAUAAAAUGUAAAGAAUUUA